UCCGUUGGGACAAGCCUCGACAUAAACUCGUCAAACCUGACAAUGUCAGAUCAACCUCGGAAGCGCAGGGCGGCGGCGCAGAAGAACGUCUAUGUCAAUCAACAAAAGCGCACCAAAACUCAGCCUUCAGUCCAGCCCGAGGACGACGGGGACAGCAAUGUCACCAUGACCUACCUCGAGCAUCGCCGCAACGCACCACGCGCUUCGAACCCCUUCUCGACCUUUGCUCCAGCGACCUCUGAGGCUGAUAAUUCCACCCCUGAGCCAACGCAGACAACACUCGCCGAUCCGGCAGAGGCAUUUGUCACGCAGGUUUCAGGGGACGAGUCCGAGAUCCAAGUGAACACCGCUCGGCAAGACGAGGAAGGUUUGUUUGUCGACGACGAGCAACAGUCAUCGCCCGCUGUCGACACGGAAGACGGACUUGGCGACGAGGAGACAGGCGACACGCAAGAGUCCAACGAGUCCGACAAAGAGAGCAAGCAAGUGGCGCUUGAGGAGCUCGCGAUCCAGUGUCACAAGUUGGUGGAGGUACUUCGCAGCUCCGACAAUGACGGCCAGCCCAAGACUAUUGCGCUGAGGCGAAAGCUAUUUGGCAUUGUUCGGGAGCAGUUCUGCGGUCGCCUGUCGUCCUUCGUUAACAUCGACAAGGUCGGGGACCUGGGUCUGAACCCGAGCACUGUUGCUGCGGAACUGGCCAGGGCCAAUCUCGCGUCCACACUUGAUCUGCUCCACACGAUCCAGUACGAAGUACUAAGCGCAGAGCCAGAGGAGGACCAUCCGUACAUCAACUUUUAUCUCGCUCAAGUCGACGACUUCUUUGCGAGCCUAUUCCAACCCUUUGGGGACCUCGAGAGGGAGAAUACUCUGCUGCACCUCAACAUCCGCACAAUGCUCGUCGUGGAAGAAUUGGCCAACAGGCCCAACGACAAUGUUAUACAGCUCAUCGCCGAGUUCUUCUUCGAUGUAGAGGAGGAUGCCACUCCCCUGACCCAGGACAACUACGCCAGCCGGCUCACAGGCAGCCGUCUCAAAGACCUGUCCUCUAAGUACGGGGAUACGACCGACACGAUAAUGAAGCUGGUGAGCCCCAGGAUUGCGGAUAUCAUUUCUACAGUAGAGGAGGCGGACAACACCAAUCAGGACCGCGCAGAGGCUUUGAGGGCCAAAUACGACAAGAACAAGCUCAUCCCGGAGAUCCGCAAAUGGGUACUCGAUACAUACGACCUAUCCAGAUUGCAAAGUCGACCAACAGAGGACCGCAUCCUAGAUGAAGCUGAGAAACUUGAUUCGCAGUCGGAAAUAACAGUCUCGCUCCGCCAAUGGCGCGAUGUGGGUGAUGAACGACCGACGUUAUUCGACACGCAAGCCCAGACUUCGAACAUCCUUUCAUCUCCAGUUCGAACAGCAGGAGACAGUGGCCCUUCUCCCAGACGCGCUGUGGAUGUCCUAACGGACGUGGACAUUAUCGGGCGGCCCCCAGCAAGUGUAGUGGACGAUGACGACGAGAAUCCGUUCGAGACGGAUAGCCGUCAACCAGAUCCGGAUCGAUCCGCCAUCGUCAAGACCCAGCUGAGGUCGGCCCCUGUGGUAUCGUCGUCAAUGCCUCCUCCGCCUCUGCCCUCCCAGCGCCCACCACCACCAGCACCACCACGGUCAUUCCCCUCCAGUUCCGCAUCCGCGCUCUUUCGCCAGCGUACUCCGUGGAGCGAAGAAGACACGGCCACCCUCGUCAGGCUGGUGGCGACACGACAGGCUGGGUGGGCGACCAUAGAGCAGAGAGACCAGGAUAAAUUCCAGCACCCCCGGAAUCAGCAGGCCUAUCGUGACAAGGCCCGCAACUUGAAGGUCGAGUAUCUCUUGGCGGAUACGCCCCUGCCACCCGGAUUUGAUCAGGUUGCCUUGAGGCAGAGGGAUGUCGAUAAGAUCGUGAGUGAGGGCAAAAAUCCAUAUCGCCGGGAGGUGGAUGUUGAUGGGGACGGUAACCCCAUCGACACGGAUCUUGCAGCAGUCUGAUGCUCGCGCGCGUGCGGAGAACGAUUGGGUGGUCGUAGGUAGGUAAUUUUGGACAAUUUGAAUAGCUGGAACUUUGCGAACGGGAAGAGAUUGUGUAUAGGGAGGAUUGUUUUCUUUGUUAGUAGUAUUUAGGUAAUAGUCAAGUGGCUGCAAAUGCAACACCGCAAUUGCGAUGUUCAAACGG
Messenger RNA from Emericellopsis atlantica, 2200 nucleotides. RefSeq lists its product as uncharacterized. The coding region runs from base 43 to 2016 and encodes 657 amino acids. Lineage: Eukaryota; Fungi; Ascomycota; Sordariomycetes; Hypocreales; Bionectriaceae. The record is from RefSeq and is a predicted model, not a curated record. The transcript is spliced from 2 exons.